Messenger RNA from Westerdykella ornata, 1736 nucleotides. Its product is annotated as serine protein kinase. Lineage: Eukaryota; Fungi; Ascomycota; Dothideomycetes; Pleosporales; Sporormiaceae. The coding region runs from base 43 to 1398 and encodes 451 amino acids. Gene Ontology annotation, biological process: spliceosomal complex assembly; protein phosphorylation; regulation of mRNA processing. Gene Ontology annotation, molecular function: protein kinase activity; ATP binding. The transcript is spliced from 3 exons. The record is from RefSeq and is a predicted model, not a curated record.
CGCUGUCGGACUUUGACGCGUUCUCUGCGUUUCAAAUGACACAUGAGCAUCCAUGGGCUAAGCGCGCACCUUUUUUCUUGGAUCAGUCCGAGAAGCGCUUCCAGAUGGAAGAGCGUUGGCGUUUACAAUCCUCGUCAGCAUUUCGCGUCAACGUUGGUCGAGACACGUCAGAUGAAUAAGUUUUUGCAUACAUGCGAUGUUGAUGCUGAGCCUUUGCAUCGCUACCGACGGGAUGGCUAUCACUCUAUUCACCUGGGAGAUCGCUUGAAAGAUGGGAGGUACAGGAUACUGCACAAAUUAGGCUGGGGAGGUUACUCGACUGUCUGGGCUGCAAGAGAUCAGGAGUUCGCCUUUCCCAGACCCUUGAUAGUUGCGAAGCUUAAAAUGUCCAGAGAGCAACGAUAUGUCGCAGUAAAGAUCUCAGUCGCAGAACGAAGAGAAAGGAACCGAGAAUCCAGCGUCUUACGUACAAUAGCAGCCAUCCAAUCUGAGCAGCCUGGCUCUCAACAUCCAAUGCCAAUGGUGGACCACUUCCAACUUGCUGGACCAAAUGGAACCCACGACUGCCUCGUGCUUGAAUUGCUCGGGCCAAGUGUCGGUGAUCUACUUGAUGCACGCUUUCCUGAUGGGAGACUCCCUGGAAGAUUUGCAAAGAACAUUGCAAAACAGGCUCUCCGCGGCCUAGAUUACCUGCAUCAACAAAAUAUCGGUCAUGGAGAUCUCCAUAUCCGCAAUUUGGCCUUCACUAUCCCUUCCACACAUUCGUUACCGGAGGAAGAGUUCCUCCGGAAGCUGGGGGAACCCGAAACUGGCUUGAUCAGAAGGACAGACGGAAAGCCACUGGAGCCGGGCAUGCCUAAUUAUCUCGUCAGGCCUACCUCCUAUCCUGCAGAUCUCUCAUUGUCUUCCCAUCUGAUCAAAAUUGUUGACUUCGGUGAGUCUUUCUUGAGCAACGACGUUCCCGACACGCUUCAUACACCGCUUCCUGUUCGAGUACCUGAGGUCAUAUUCGGAGAUAAGUUGGAUUACCGCGUAGAUUUGUGGAGUAUGGGCUGUAUGCUUUUCGAGCUCGUAGUCGGGCAACCACCGUUCGACAGCAUCAUGACGACCCCUACGGUGCUUGUCCGCCAAAUGCUCGAGAUGGCCAGCGACGAACUGCCCGAGCGUUGGCAACAAACAUGGUGCGCCAUGGACAGCGCGUCACCUGGGGAGCAAUCCGAUUAUACGCUUCAAGGGUGGCUGGAGGAAAUGUAUUUUGAUGGGGAGAGGAACGAGGAUUUGACUCAGGAAGAUAUACGCAAAGUAGGCGAGCUGGUUCGAAGGAUGUUGCGGUUUGAGCCUUCAAUGAGGGCGUCGGCGAAGGAGAUUCUUCAAGAUUCUUGGUUUCAAGGAGAGUAAUACAGCACUAAAGAUGGGGUAUCACAACCUUGAUUUUCACACCGGUGGAGCUGUAAGUGCGACCACCCGUGAGCCCUGCCUUCCCGCUGCGGCAGUCAAAGCAGUCAUUCCAUGCAGCGUAUACUGGAUGAUGGUUGCCACUCCAAAGGGUCCGACCAGAUGGAAAUACUCUCAUGAUGUGCUUGCGCUCAGGCCUCCUAGGAUGUUCUCCAUCUCUCGGCCUUGCGGGCAAUUUUUCGGAUCAACAUCCACCUUAUCUCCAAUGCGCCGAAAGUAGCUAAUGUCGCCAACCACCGACAAGAUCUGAAGACUCGAGUAAGACAAAAAAGGAUACUAGG